GGGCCAAUGGCAGGCGAGCAGCGGGGCGUCCGGGCUUCCCUGCCGAGGUGGAGUAGGGGAGCAGGGGUUGCAAGCGUUUCGCGUUAAUGCUGCCGAUCAGUGCGGCGCGUUCCUGUGCUGUGCUACUGCACGUUUACCUCCGGGGAUCGUAAUAGAGCCGGUGGCCGUAGGACUGGAGCCGGAGCCUUUUUUUGAUAGGAUAGGAACCCGUCCGACCCCGCCGAUCGCUGUCGGUUCUUUUUAAAUAACGGGACGCCUCGGACUUCCUUUCGCUUCUGGGUGCCUGACCGGCGCACAGGUAACAGUUUUUAGCCCAGAAGCGAAGCGGCCCCUGCUGAAUAUGGACUUCGGCGGUGGCGGUGGGCUCCACAGUAAACAGUACUCCCAGUCGGAGGACAGCAAGCCUUUAUUGGAGGAGAUGUCCACGCCGCCGGUGGGGAAUCGCCGGAGCAGAACGGGCUCAGGGCCGUGUCGGAGAGCCCCGCAGCAUUGCAGCAGCGGGAUGCGCUACAAGCUCCUUCAGGAAGGAGACAUCCAGGUUUGCGUGAUCAGGCGCCACCGCACCUUCCUCAGCAAGAUCCUUGCCAGCAAGUUCCUGCGGAGAUGGGAGGCGCACCACCUGACGCUUACGGAAAGCUGCCUGCUGUCGGCCACGCCCACAGGCUACAUGGAGACUGCCGUAGCUUAUGGUGCUAUGGAGGAUCUCCAACCCCUGUGCUGGGAUGGCGCCCCCAAAUACUGCCUGCAGCUCAGCAUUCCUGGGGGUACCAUGCUAUUGCAGGCAGCCAACAGCUAUUUAAGGGAGCAGUGGUUCUACUCAAUGCAGUGGAAGAAAAAGAUGCACAAGUACAGCAAGGUUCUGAGCAACCCAAGCCGCUGGGAGGUGGUCCUGAAGGAGAUCCGAGCCCUGGUGGACACGGCGUUGACGUCACCCCUGCAGGAUGACGCGGUCCACCAAACGCCGCUGCACAUUGUCUCCGCCCUGCUGGCUGAGAACCCCAGCCUGAGCAUCCAGGACCACGAGAACAUUAUCAUGGCCAUUGCCCCUCUGCUGGAAAACAACACCCCCCCCCCAGAGCUGUGUGACCUCUUCCUAAAGCACUUUCAAGAGUGUCCGCGGUCAACGGUGGUUACUGAGGUUUUCACACCUAUGGUGCAGAGAAUUCUGAAACACAAUAUGGACUUUGGGAAGUUUCCCCGCCUUCGCCUCUUCACUCAGGAAUACAUCCUGGCCAUCAGUGAGCUCAAUGCCGGGGCGGAUGUGGUCAGGAAGUUCAUCCAGAGCCUGCAUGGUCCCACCGGGCUCUGCCCCCACCCCCGCGUCCUGCCCAACCUGGUGGCCAUCUGCCUGGCUGCCGUUUACUCCUGCUAUGAGGACUUCAUAAACAGCCGGGACAACUCCCCCAGUCUGAAGGAGAUCAGGAACGGCUGGCAGCAGCACGGUGACAGGAAGCCUCCCCUCAUUCUGAGGUCCUGCCCCUUGGAAGCUGGGCCACCCACUCCCUCCAUUGCGCUCCACUCUAGCGACAUCCUGGUGGAUCUGGAGCAGAACCAGAGGGCUUCAGGCGGCGCUGCACUGACCGGACUUCCAGGGCUCAGCAGUGAGCCCGACCUGAUCGACUGCCUACAUGGUGGCCCUGCCUUCGGUGCCCCGACCGUCCAGCUGCCCCCCCUGGCUGACCGAGUCUUGGGCUGUUUUGUGCUCAUCCUGAAGAUUCUGUCAGAUUAUGAUGACUGGAGACCAGCUCUGGCCAGUCUGCUGCAGCCAAUUCCUUUUCCCAAGGAGGCACUCGCACACCCCAAAUUCACAAAGGAGCUCAAGUGUGUCAUUCAGAGAUUUGCUCAGGACCCGAGACAGGAGGUUCACUCCUGUCUGCUCGGGGUGCGUUCCGGGAAAGACGGCUGGUUCCAGCUAUACAGCCCUGGUGGCGUGGCCUGCGAUGAUGACGGAGACCUCUUUGCCAGCAUGGUGCACAUCCUUAUGGGCUCAUGUUACAAGACCAAGAAAUUCCUGCUGUCUCUGGCGGACAGUAAACUGGAGUCCUGUGUCCUGCUGGCACUGAGAGGGAACAAGACCAUGGUGGAGAUCCUCUGCCUCAUGUUGGAGUAUGACAUCAUCGAGAAUGGGGACACCCGGCGGCAGGUGGUGUCCACGGUGCAGAGCACGCAGCCAGGCCUGCACACCUACAGCAAGCUGUGCGAGCGGCAGAGGGAGCUCCGGGAGCUGCAAAGAAAAGGAGGACCGGUCCGCCUCACGCUGCCCUCAAAGACCACGGAUGCUGAUCUUGCUCGGCUGCUCAGCUCAGGCUCCUUUGGGAACUUGGAGAGCCUGAGUCUCGCCUUCACCAACGUCACCAGUGCCUGCGCCGAGCAGCUCAUCAAACUGCCCUCCCUCAAGCAGCUGAACCUCUGGUCCACACAGUUUGGUGAUGCUGGGCUGCGCCUCCUCUCUGAGCACCUGGGCUCCCUGCAGGUGCUGAACCUGUGUGAGACUCCUGUCACUGAUGCCGGCCUGCUGGCCCUCGGCUUGCCUUGCACGCAGGUGUGCUGUGGUUGAAGUGGC
Molecule: messenger RNA, 2563 nt
Organism: Paramormyrops kingsleyae
Lineage: Eukaryota; Metazoa; Chordata; Actinopteri; Osteoglossiformes; Mormyridae
Source: RefSeq, a predicted model, not a curated record